Molecule: messenger RNA, 2101 nt
Organism: Monodelphis domestica (gray short-tailed opossum)
Lineage: Eukaryota; Metazoa; Chordata; Mammalia; Didelphimorphia; Didelphidae
Product: olfactory receptor 2G3-like
Biological process (GO): G protein-coupled receptor signaling pathway
Cellular component (GO): membrane
Molecular function (GO): olfactory receptor activity; G protein-coupled receptor activity
Source: RefSeq, a predicted model, not a curated record
GUGCCAAUAUACAUUCCCUAUCCACUUUACUUUUUUUCCAAGAAGGUGUUUAGGUCCAAUCUUUUUUAAAAUGAUUAUGGAAAUCAUCCAAUAGUCUUUGCAACAUUCUGAAGUUGAUGCAACCAGAACAAUAUUAUCUUAAAAAAGGAAGACCUCAUAAUUUAGAGGGAAUGAGUUUGGACUUCAUGAUAGAUCUCUUUUGUUACAGUAGUAAACACUGUGCACAAGAAUAGUUAUUUCUUUUCCUGAUAUUAAUGAUUAGAAAGCUCAGUAUGACUACUUGUGAUUUUAUAUCUCUGAAGGAAUAUUGGUUGAUUUGAAUGUUUACAUGGGCUAAUUUUUCUUCUUUAUAUUAAUUUAUGCUACAGAUCUAUCUUUGCAAUCAUGAGAUAAAGAUUUAUAAAAUAUCUUGGGAAAGUUUUAAAAAAAUGAAAUGUUUGAUAUUACAUAUCACAUACAAUGGAUAAUUGAAUAUAAAUUUCCAUUCAAAUAUAUUAAUAUUAUAUUGACAAAUGUGUAAAUUGGCAAAGAGAAUAACAUUUUCUCAUCUAUGCUCUAUGAUAUAAAUAAAUAUACAUUCCAUUUCUCUCAAUGAGUCACAAAACUUCUAAUGAACCAUUCAAAGUUUUUGAUGAUCCUCUUUACUUUUUUUAAUGUUAAUUUUUGAGGGGUGACAAAGAGAUAAGAAUUUCCAAAGAUGAAGGACUUAGCUAACUCCCUUGAUAUAUCUCUCUCUAACUUCUAUUCAUUCUGUUGAAGGGUAUUUGGAGUCUCUGAAUUUUCUCCCAGGAUUGAUGCUCAUAUUCCUCUCAAGUUGUUGCUGUGGUUCAGUCCUUUUGGUCAUGUCCAACACUUGGUGACCCUAUUUGGGAUUUUCCUUACAAAUAUGGUGAUUUACCAUUGCCUUCCCCAGCUCAUUUUACAGAUGAGGAAUUAAGACAAAUAGGAUUCAGUGACUAGUCCAGCGUCAUUCACCAGACUUCAUAUUUGGACUCAGGAAGAUGCAUCUUUCUGACUUCAGACCCACCACUCUAUCCACUGUGUCACCUGUUCACCCCUCUCUCAAGUAAAAUAUUCUAAUUGUUUUCCUUCAAAAUUAUUUUUACCAACAGUGGAUGACACAUUCUGCUCUUUUCAGAUUUACUUAUUUCUCUUGACCCUCAAAAUAAUGGGGAUGAUAAAUGUCAGCAAAGGAGGUGACUUUAUCUUGGUUGGUUUUUCUGAACAGCCCCAGGUAGAGAAGAUCCUAUUUGUGGUUGUCUUGAUCUCCUACCUAUUGACCCUGGUAGGCAAUACAGCCAUCAUUCUGGUCUCCUGCCUGGAUCCCAAACUUCGUACUCCAAUGUAUUACUUCCUCACCAAUCUCUCCCUCGUUGACCUUUGCUUUACUACAAGCAUUGUACCCCAACUUUUGUGGAACUUAAGAGGACCAGCAAAGACCAUAACUCCUGUAGGCUGUGCUAUACAACUCUAUGUUUCCUUGGCAUUGGGCUCCACUGAAUGUGUUCUCCUUGCUGUCAUGGCAUUUGAUCGGUAUGCUGCUAUCUGUCAGCCUCUCCAUUAUGCUACUGUCAUGCAUCCAAGACUAUGUCAGGCCCUUGCAGGUGUGGCAUGGGUAAGUGGUUUGGGAAAUACUCUGAUACAGAGCACUAUCACCCUUAAUCUACCUCUGUGUGGGCAUAGGAAGCUAUACCAUUUCAUGUGUGAGGUACCUGCCAUGAUCAAGUUGGCAUGUGUGGAUAUUCAUGCCAAUGAAAUUCAGCUUUUUAUGGCCUCCUUAAUCUUGCUUCUUCUUCCACUGGGAUUGAUCUUAAUCUCCUAUGCACUUAUUGCCCAGGCAGUAAUAAAAAUCAGGUCAGCCAAAGCUUGGAAGAAGGCUCUGAGAACAUGCGGGUCCCAUAUUUUGGUGGUGACCCUCUUCUAUGGCACCAUCACAGCUGUCUAUAUUCAAACCAAUAGCUCCUAUGCCCAUAGGCAAGGGAAGUUCAUCACUCUCUUAUAUACAGUGGUGACUCCUACACUCAAUCCCCUCAUUUAUACUCUGAGGAACCAAGAUAUGAAGGGUGCACUGAAAAGGCUGUUAAGAAAAGAUCUAAACUAA